AUACUUUCUGAAAUCGUUUGCCGACUCGUGAUAAUACAGUAUAAAUACAGUUAUUGUGUUAGGUAACUGCCCACAGGUCUAGAGCCAACGAUCAUAAUGGAGGUAUCAUUGUCUUUGUCAGAAAAUACGAAACCGUCAAAAUUAAGACCGUCUGACAUCUGUUUUAGUCAGAAGGUAGUCUACCAUCGUUUUCGGCGGCGGUCUGGACACGGACACAUGACCAUUGGCGAUACCCUAGACGAUAUAAUGGAGGGUCGACUGUCAAUGACAUCACUUCCGGAGAUAAGUUUAAAACAGGAGGAAGACGAGGAGACAGAUGGGGAUAUAUUGGUAGGCGGGAAGAAGACUCGUUGGAUUACCGCUGACAACCGUCGUCUUUGGAUUUUCAGACACUUGGAAAGACUAGGCAGAUGUAAAGAGAUUUCUUUCCAAGAGGUCUCUUAUAUCGACUCAAUGAAAAGAUCGUCAGAAAAUCGUGGUGUUUCUGUCGGGAUAAAAGACGACGCGGAACCAGGAGGCUACUGGCACAAGGCCCCGGAUGUUACGCACAUUGACCCGAUGAGUGUUAAAUUCACCAAAGAUGUUAUUCCAAUGACCUUUUCUUCAGGAGAUCAUUCAGGAGUUAACGUAAGGACUCUCGUCAAUGAACUGGUUUCUGAAAAUCUGGAAUGUCGAAAUAUACCGCCCAUCGUUGUUUGGCAAGACGAAACAGCAAUGAGUGUUAUCGACGGAAACAGGCGUCUUUGGGCUUUCCAGAAAUCAACAAAAUCCGAAAUCGCUGCGAUUGUUAUAGAGGAUCGACAACUCCUGGACAAUACGAUGCCAAGAAUGAUUGGUAAAUCCCUCAAUGAUUUAAGCUCUGUUUAUGAUCAUACUGAAGUAAUUACGGAGUAAUAAAACUCAGUAUGUGGUCAGUUCCGUAAUAUACAAGCAAAAAUUACAAAAUUAAACUAUGCGAUAACGGUGAUAACUAUCAUAUCCAUUUAUAGAAAUGAUUUCACGAGUCUGUUCUUAUUAUAAAUGAAGGAGUUUGUGGUAUUUGUAAGCACAUACAUGAUAAUGAUAAAACUUAAGCAUAUAAUUAAAAAAAGAUCAAAUAUAACAUAUUAAUAUGUUAGAAGCAAACUAGAAUAUAUGUCCUAUAUAUAUUUCAUAACAUGCGCGUGACAUAUGUAAUUAAAAACAACGUAGGUAUAAUGCGUAUGUGAUAUUUACCUAUACUUUGAUACCACAUGUAACAUGUGUGCAUUUUAGAUAACGCUUACUUUUUACCGUUCGUUUUGCUAGCAUACAAUAUGCAAAUAUGCCACAUACCAUUUUAUUUAAUAACAUUUCAUUUAUUGUGUAUUCUGUGAUAUUUUUGAUUCAUAUAAAUCUGUGAUAUAUUUCUUCUUAUUCUAUACUUAUAUUUGUAAUUACGUUUUAAUUUGAUUUAAUGAAUUAUGUGAUAGAUUAACCUUUGGUUUAAGAUUUACAUGAUGAUUAGUUAUUAAGUAUUUCAUUUACAAUAUUCUUAAUAUUCCAAUUUAUGUCUAAAAAUAAAAUACUGUAUAACAAAUGUUAAGACGAAAUGUCAAUGCCGUAAAUGCAUAAAAUGCCUUAAGCUAAACUGUAUCGUUGGCGUAACUACCUCAUACCUUGAACCUACAUCUUUUAUUGGCGAUAAAAAUCAUUCGGAACAAAAGAACAUUGGGAUUUUCAUGCACACUCAGCGAUAUAUUCAUGAUUCUAAUCGAUGUUCAUUACAACCCCUCUCUCCUCCCUCCUUUCCCUCUCUCAUAUGUCUAUCGAUUUCCGAUUAUCAUAGUAUUUUAUACAGUCGCGUUAUAGAUAUGAUUGUAUGCGAAUAUGUAUUUGGACCUUGUGCUUGGUCUUUAUUUCUAUGCAGGCGGACUAGUGUUAACGGAAAUACCAGCAAGUAAGGAGUGAACCAGAGGACGUUAUUAGCACGGAAAGUGAUAAACAAUUGAACAGCAGAACGUUAUGAACAGCGAACAGAUUAUCACUAGUUCCGUUUGCAUGGAGAAAGAUCAACUACAUGGUCCGAGAUCAUUU
Molecule: messenger RNA, 2055 nt
Organism: Mizuhopecten yessoensis (Yesso scallop)
Lineage: Eukaryota; Metazoa; Mollusca; Bivalvia; Pectinida; Pectinidae
Exons: 2
Coding region: 97-894 (265 amino acids)
Source: RefSeq, a predicted model, not a curated record